UCUGCCACUGCACGUGCUCGGGUUAUACCAAAAUUCGGAAUACAUGCUUUACUUUGUAUACUGCUAUUGCUUGGAGGGCACUGGAUAAUGCUAUUACUUAAUAUGCCAAUGGCCAUAUGGCUGGGUUAUGAACUGCAAAGACAACCCAGGGAUAGUCUGGGUGUUUACGAUCCGAUCGAUAUACAUAGUCGUGGACUUUUGAAAGUGCAUCUCAGAAAUUGCAUGGUUUAUUUGGGUUAUUACUUCGUUAUGUUUUUCGUAGCAAUGUACUGUUUAAUUAGUUCACUGAUCAAGGGAGACCCAAUUAAACGACAUGAGGAAGGAGAAUUUAUAACCGAAUUUUAAAUAAACCGUAUAUUCUAAGCUGCACUAAUCAAUAUGCUACAAUCAAAUAGUUGUAGAUUUUAUGUUAGUUUUAAUAUCGUACUAGUCAAAUUUUGUCACAAUCGCACCGUAUAAUGAUAAGUAGUAAUGUCUUCCCUUUUUAAAUUUAAGUGCAGAGUAUCAUAAUCAUUUUAAAUCAGUCAAAACUCAUGUUCAUUCGCUCUAAACGUUGUAUCGACUCAUCUAUUCAAUAAUAAGUGCACACGCACAUAAACGCAUUUGUACAUAUAGAUAUAUAAGUAUAAAAUGUCGAAUGUUAACUAAUUUCGUUGUGGAAAACGUCUAUUCAAACAUAUUUUGAAGUAAAUUUAAUUUUGAACGCCAUUCUUUUU
This is a messenger RNA of Bactrocera neohumeralis, 716 nucleotides long. RefSeq names its product protein cornichon homolog 4 (gene cnir). Gene Ontology annotation, cellular component: endoplasmic reticulum membrane; COPII-coated ER to Golgi transport vesicle. Gene Ontology annotation, biological process: endoplasmic reticulum to Golgi vesicle-mediated transport. NCBI's taxonomy places the organism in Eukaryota, Metazoa, Arthropoda, Insecta, Diptera, Tephritidae. The annotation marks the transcript as partial. The record is from RefSeq and is a predicted model, not a curated record. The transcript has 2 exons.